This is a messenger RNA of Diaporthe amygdali, 960 nucleotides long. RefSeq lists its product as uncharacterized. Bases 1 to 960 code for a protein of 319 amino acids. The transcript has 3 exons. NCBI's taxonomy places the organism in Eukaryota, Fungi, Ascomycota, Sordariomycetes, Diaporthales, Diaporthaceae. Gene Ontology annotation, cellular component: cytosol. Gene Ontology annotation, molecular function: aldose reductase (NADPH) activity. The record is from RefSeq and is a predicted model, not a curated record.
AUGGCGCUCCCAGAAUCCUUCUUGAUGAAUACUGGACAUCGGAUCCCCUCCAUUGGUCUCGGUACUUUCCAAGCUGUUGCUGGGAACGACGGGGUCGCAGAGGCUGUCUCGAAAGCGCUAGCCCUAGGAUAUCGACAUUUCGAUACGGCUUUCCAAUACGGCACAGAGAGACACAUCGGGCAGGCUAUACGCGAGAGUAGAUGCACCAGAGAAGAGCUAUUCAUAACCUCAAAGCUAUGGAAUACCUGGCAUAAACCUGAAGAUGUUGAAGAGGCCAUGGAUCGGAGCUUAGAAACUCUCGGCACUGAUUACAUCCCUCAUGCGUACCAGGUUGAUUCUGAGCACAAUGCGUUGCGGGAACCGGACGGUAGUGGCAGACCAAUAAUUGAUACGGACUUGUCUCGGAACUACCAAGCUACAUGGACGGCAAUGGAAGGCUUGGUUCACAGCGGCAAGGCUCGCGCGAUUGGACUGGCUAACUUCAGCAUAACGAAGACGAAAAGAAUUUUGGAGACCUGUCAGAUCCGCCCCGCGGCGAAUCAAGUCGAGCUGCACCCCCUCCUCCCGCAGCGUGUCCUAGUCGAAUUCUGCCACCGUCAUGGCAUUCUAGUUAUAGCUCAUCAGCCUUUGGGUGGCGAGCCAGUAAACAAUGGCCGUGAGGGACAUAAUGCCGGCUCCUCACCCUUGAAUCAUCCAACGCUCAUUCAAGUGGGGACACAGUGUGGCAUGACCCCCGCACAAGUCUGCCUGUCGUGGGCUGUUCAGCGUGGCAUUCCAGUUGUGCCAAAGACGGUGAAAGAGGCUCGCAUGGUCGAAAACAGCACCAUGAGACGGCUCCCCAUUGAAUUGUUUGAUCAAGUUGAGAAUGUGCAUGUGGAGACUGGAGAAAUGCGAUUUUUGAAUAUUACAGCCAAGGUUGGAUUCGAUAUCUUUGACGAGACGGCAGAUCAACCAGUGUGA